AUGCCAUUGGUCCCUCAUACACUUCCUCCUACCCCACCUGUGUCAGAACAUCACCCGCCAGACGUUGACACCCCUUUGUCCUCUAUCGUGGAUAUAGGAGGUCCUGUUUGUCGUGAACAAAUGCCCUCUGGAGGGGCUACCUUCAAAGAUAUGCCAGAGGAAUUGUGCUGCCAUAUCCUCAGUUUCCUUUCAUAUAACGAAAUCAUACGAUGUGCUUCGACCUGCCUUACAAUGUACAACACGGUCAAUUGCUCUGCCGAGCUACAGUACAUAAUCGAACUCGGUUCUCAAGGUUUGAUUGAGGUACAUCCGCGACCGUCUACUGUCUCUUUUCCGGAAUGCUUGCGUAUCAUCAGAAACAAGGCAAACGCGUGGAACACAUUCAGGCUCAAUGCCUCGGAUUCGUCUCGUUUUACAACCUUGUACAAAUCCAACUCGAUUGUCCAUGGAAACAUUUUAUCUUUUAACCCAUCCAUCACUUUCGAUGCUGCGGGCGACGCUGUGGAUUUCAAGACCUACACAACGUGUUCUGCUCAAUACUGGAUGGGUGACGAUCGAUUUCCUCUCACAUACCGGUACAUGGACCAGCUCCAAGACCUGGAAGUCAUCAUUAGACUUUUGAUCGAUGCGGAUACAGAUAGCUUGAGGUUCCGAAUAUCGUUCUGUACGAUAUCCACGGGGGAAGAACAUCCCUUGUCCCAUGGAUCCCGGGUAGUGAAUGGUAGAGCCGCUGACGAUUGCUGGGCAAUCAAUGUUUCCGUUGCUGUCCUCGACAAUCGCAUCGCAGUUUAUGUUUCUAGGUCUAACAACAAACAUGUGUACUGGUCGCUGCACGUCUUAAAUUGGAAACUUGAACAAUGUGGUCAAGCUGACGACUUACGUGCGAUCGACGACGGCUAUGCGUUGUUGGACAUCCGUUUUCUUGCCAAGGAAAAGCUUAUAGCUCUCUCGAGGGAUGGUCAGAUACAUCUUUACGACAUUGAGGACCCAUCAAAGGCACCACGGCUUCAUGCAAAAUUUAUGAUGCCCGUCCAUGGCAAGCACGGCACCUUUGAUCACCCAUCGAUAUUUCAUAGCGCCACAAGUUGUGCGGGCCUCGCAGCACCAGAUGACCACUGGAUUUGGAUAACAAACCCUGCAGAUCGAGUCAUAUCGGUGACAUGGGCCUCUCCUUGGUCGGUUUUUAUCAUAUCCGCUCGGAUAUUUUUCAUGGAUAUUCCUCCGACGUGGUUCGAUGUGACAUCCGAAGACAGCCACUCAGUCCCAUGGUCAUCUUGGGGUCCACAAAACUCUCGUUUCUUCCCUGGAAAGGGGUUCAGCAGUGAAGGACUGGGCUUUUUUGGCAUUGGAGGAUCCCGUGUUAUAUGGGCGUAUCCCGUCGCAUACGGAAUCGAUUCAAUGUUCCAUUUACACAUGACCGACUUCAAUCCCUCCGUCGUGGCAUGUAACAUUGACAAUGUAUCCAGCAAACCUACAACGUCACCGCUACGUUACUGGUCGGACGUGCAGGUGACGACAUACCUCCCUUAUGUGGAGGCGAUCCGCGACCAUGUUUGCCGGGCCCGUGGCUCCCUUUUGAAUAUCGUACUGGACGAGGAGAAGAUAGCGAUCAUUACCAAACCGCCAAUCAAGUCUGAGUGGAGAAUGCAAGUCGACAUUUUUGAACCAUAG
Messenger RNA from Suillus clintonianus, 1671 nucleotides. RefSeq lists its product as uncharacterized. Gene Ontology annotation, molecular function: protein binding. Bases 1 to 1671 code for a protein of 556 amino acids. Lineage: Eukaryota; Fungi; Basidiomycota; Agaricomycetes; Boletales; Suillaceae. The record is from RefSeq and is a predicted model, not a curated record. The transcript has 4 exons.